AUGGAUGCUUCGCACGGUCAAACCUCGUGUGGAACAUUGCUCCAAAAACUGCAGUUAGUAUGGGACGAAGUAGGUGAGAGCGACGAGGACCGCGACAAGGUUCUGUUUCAGCUGGAUCAGGAAUGCCUGGAUGUCUACAAGAGGAAAGUUGAUCAGGCAAUGAAGUCGAGGGACCUUCUUCUCCAAGCACUGGACUACUCAAAGAUGGAGCUUGCCAGGCUUGCUUCUGCCCUCGGAGAGAAAUCAAUAGCAACAAGUCCUGAGAAAACAACACGGACGAUAAAGCAACAAUUAGCUGCUUUAGCUCCAACACUUGAACAACUGGGCAAGCAGAAAAAAGAGAGAAUAAAGGAAUUUGCUGAUAUAAUGUCAAGAAUCGAACAAAUUCGGGGUGAGCUUGCUGGCAGUCUUGAGAUAGGCCAGCAGGUGGCAAUACCACAAAUUAAUGAGGACGACUUGACAGAUGAGAAGCUUCGGGACUUUCAGUCUCAGCUUCAAGAGCUUGAGAAAAAGAAGAGAGAGAGGCUGAAGAAGGUACUUGAGCAUGUAAGUACAGUACAUGGUCUUUGUACUGUAUUGGGGAUGGAAUAUUUUAGCAUAAUAACUGAAGUUCAUAACAGUCUAGACGACUCUGUCAGUAAGGACCGCAAGAGCAUUAGCAGUGAUACCCUGUCAAAACUCGAUAGAACAAUAGCCACUCUUAAUGAGGACAAAAGGUUGAGGCUAAAUAAGCUCCAAGAGCUUGUCACUCAGCUAAAUGAUCUAUGGGAUCUCAUGGAUACACCAACGGAAGAAAGAAGCUUAUUUGACCAUGUUACAUGUAACAGAACAGCGACUGUUGAUGAAGUCACUGCACCUGGAGCACUUGCUCUAGACAUGAUUAAUCAAGUUGAGAUUGAGGUUCAAAGAUUGGAUAAGCUAAAGUACAGCAAGAUGAAAGAAAUCGCUUUUAAGAAACAAACCACAUUGGAAGAUAUUUAUGCCGGUGCUCACAUAGUGCUAGACACAGCAGCUGCCCAUGAUAAAAUAUUUGCGCUGAUCGAGUCAGGCAACAUGGAACCUACGGAAUUGAUCGCUGAUAUGGAUAGUCAGAUACUGAAAGCAAAGGAAGAAGCUCUGAGCAGAAAAGAAAUAUUAGAUAAAGUUGAGAGAUGGAUAUCUGCUUGUGAGGAGGAAAGCUGGCUUGAAGAUUAUAGCCGAGAUGACAACAGAUAUAAUUCAGGCAGAGGUGCCCAUCUGAAUCUCAAACGUGCCGAAAAAGCUCGAAUUCAAGUUAACAAAAUUCCAGUCCUUGUUGAAACUCUGGUGGCCAAGACUAGGGCUUGGGAAGAGAAUCAUGGUCUGUCCUUCACAUAUGAUGGUGUUCCUCUUCUAGCUAUGUUGGAUGAGUAUGUUAUGCUUAGGCAAGAGAAGGAAGAAGAGAAGAAGAAAAUGCGGGAACAGAAGCGGUACACUGAGCAACUACUGAACAUUGACCGGGAAGGGCCCUUCGGAACACGAGUCAGUCCUUACAGACUGGCUAGUGCAAAGAAGUUAGCUGGCCCGAAGCCCAACGGUAGCGUAACAAAUGGAUCCCCUGGUAGAAGACUCUCAAUCAGCACCCAGCAGAACGAAAGCAAGAGUUCCCGGUCUGCUGGUAAGGAUGGCAAGAAAGCUGCUGCCGCGGUAAAAACAUCAGCUUCCCUGGACGAAGCUGUAAUUGCGAAGGAAGAAGACACAUCCAUUCAUCACUCCGACACUGAUCCUAUCCCUUGCUCACCAUGAACUGUGCCCUCCUCUUUGUGCCCUGCCAAAAUUUUGUGUGUAUUGAGCUAGUGAUCUCUUGUUAGGUUCUGAACUUGAGUUUGAUCAUCUGAUGCCGAAUCUUGUGAUAACUGGUUUAGUGGCUUAGUGAUGUUCUAACCUCUGAGCGGUUGUAAUGUGUCUAGUUUGAAUUAUAUCUUUAGUAGUAGUA
Messenger RNA from Lolium rigidum, 1954 nucleotides. RefSeq names its product 65-kDa microtubule-associated protein 1-like. The coding region runs from base 1 to 1764 and encodes 587 amino acids. Gene Ontology annotation, cellular component: cytoplasm; spindle. Gene Ontology annotation, biological process: microtubule cytoskeleton organization; cytokinesis by cell plate formation. Gene Ontology annotation, molecular function: microtubule binding. The record is from RefSeq and is a predicted model, not a curated record. NCBI's taxonomy places the organism in Eukaryota, Viridiplantae, Streptophyta, Magnoliopsida, Poales, Poaceae. The transcript is spliced from 9 exons.